Erpetoichthys calabaricus (reedfish) is the source of this 1837-nucleotide messenger RNA. It is a transcript of the gene shmt2, whose product is annotated as serine hydroxymethyltransferase 2 (mitochondrial). Gene Ontology annotation, biological process: tetrahydrofolate interconversion; folic acid metabolic process; purine nucleobase biosynthetic process. Gene Ontology annotation, cellular component: mitochondrial matrix; mitochondrial inner membrane; cytosol. The transcript is spliced from 12 exons. The coding region runs from base 110 to 1603 and encodes 497 amino acids. The record is from RefSeq and is a predicted model, not a curated record. NCBI's taxonomy places the organism in Eukaryota, Metazoa, Chordata, Cladistia, Polypteriformes, Polypteridae. Gene Ontology annotation, molecular function: glycine hydroxymethyltransferase activity; zinc ion binding; protein homodimerization activity.
CAUUUUAGCGGGAAAGAUCAGACGUAGGACGACCUCGCGCCUGCGUGCGCCUUAAAAACGGCGGUUUGCGCGUCUGUCUUCCUGCUUGCCUGACACUUUGGGGAGGAAGAUGCUGGCUUUCGGUCUUCGACAGUUGUCUCGGCCCCUGGUAUGUGGUGGGGUGCGAGGGCUGUGUGCGAGGUCGGCGUCCUCACACACCUCUGACUUCAGUCGCUGGACAGGCCAGGAGAGCCUGGCAGAGGACGAUGCAGAGAUGUGGCGACUGGUGCAGCUGGAGAAGGACCGUCAGUGUCGUGGCCUGGAGCUCAUUGCCUCUGAGAACUUCUGCAGCAAGGCAGCCCUGGAGGCGCUGGGCUCGUGCCUCAAUAACAAGUACUCGGAAGGCUACCCCGGGAAGAGGUACUAUGGGGGAGCUGAAGUUGUUGACCAGAUUGAGUUGCUGUGCCAGAAGCGGGCUCUGGAAGCCUUCGACUUGGACCCCGAGCGCUGGGGAGUGAAUGUUCAGCCCUACUCGGGCUCCCCGGCCAACUUCGCUGCCUACACGGCGCUGCUGCAGCCCCACGAGCGCAUUAUGGGCUUGGACCUGCCGGAUGGUGGACACCUGACCCAUGGAUACAUGUCUGACAUCAAGCGGAUCUCGGCCACAUCCAUUUUCUUCGAGUCCAUGCCAUACAAGUUAAAUCCUCAAACUGGACUCAUUGACUACCAGCAGCUGGAGGUGACUGCACGUCUUUUUCGGCCCCGCCUCAUCAUCGCGGGCACCAGUGCCUAUGCCCGCCUGAUUGACUACGCCAGAAUGAAGGAGAUCUGCACGGAGGUCAGGGCGCACCUUCUGGCUGACAUGGCUCACAUCAGUGGUUUAGUGGCAGCGAAGGUCAUCCCAUCACCAUUUGAGUAUGCAGACCUGGUGACCAGUACGACACACAAGACCCUGCGUGGGGCAAGGGCCGGACUCAUCUUCUACCGCAAAGGCGUCAGAUCUGUGGACAAGAAGACGGGGAAGGAGCUCCUGUACGACUUUGAGGACCGCAUCAACUUUGCUGUGUUUCCGUCCCUGCAGGGUGGUCCGCACAACCACGCCAUUGCUGCGGUCGCAGUGGCACUCAAGCAGGCAUCUGCGCCAGCAUUCAAGCAGUAUGCCACCCAAGUGCUGAAGAAUUCCAAAGCCAUGGCCGGGGCCCUCCUGAAGAAGGGCUACACAUUGGUGUCAGGUGGCACUGACAACCACCUGGUGCUGGUGGACCUGCGACCCCAGGGGAUGGAUGGAGCUCGAGCUGAACGUGUCUUGGAGCUGAUGUCCAUCACCGCCAACAAGAACACCUGCCCCGGAGACAAGAGCGCACUGACGCCCGGCGGCCUUCGACUCGGCGCCCCGGCCCUCACGUCUCGGCACUUCAACGAAGCCGACUUUGAGAAAGUUGUGGAUUUCAUAGACGAGGGCAUCAAGAUUGCUUUGGAUGUGAAGAAGAAAACGACCAAGCUCCAGGACUUCAAAUCUUUCCUGCUGACCGAUGAAGAGACCAAAGCGCGAGUGGCUGAAGUGCGGCACCGGGUCGAGUCCUUUGCCCGAGGCUUCCCCAUGCCAGGUUUUGACGAGCGCUAGCUGCCUGCAGGGACUGACCGGUGACCUGUGGUAGCCUCGCCCAAGAGAUCAUGGCGUAUUGAUGGCUCUUUACAUGUAAAUAACAGCAAAGCACUCAUGUGAGCGGAAAGGCUGAGUGAUGGCUUCUCGGUGAGGGCCCCAUCAUGGCUGGACUUCUUCAUUCCUUCUAUUCUUAACUUGUAGAAAUCCUGCAUAUAAAUUACGGAGCGGAGGCGGCAGGCCUUUAAUAAACGC